AUGGAGGUCACCCCUUCAUGUACCGUGGUCUCCCAGGAUGAAAAGUCGCUUAGACUGUUCAACUUCUGUGGAGAUGUCUUCUCUUUUCAGUUCACUCACAGCAUAUCCAAUGAGAGACAAAGUCAACGAGGAUCAGAGCUGAAGUUCAGCAGGAUGUCAUUCCAAAGGGACACCAACAAUUUCUUAAUCAAAAAUGAAGGAACGGCCCUCUUUAGCAAAAGCAGUUCAACAGAUGUAGACAUUGUGGAUUGCGCCUCCACAGUCGAUGUGAACAACGGUCUAACCAUCCCUUGCGUGUUGCUCAAACAAUACAAAAAGAAAGGGGCUAGUUUCAAGUAUAUACUUUUAAUGUUGAGCCACCAAAAUUCCUUAAAUCCUCACAUGGAAUUUAAGUUGCCAUAUGAAAUUAAAGACAAUGUAAUGUUUCUGCAGGGCCCUACUGUGUUAUGGAGCCAUGAAGGUUUGGUUUACUAUACAUCUUUGCAAGCUGGUGGAGUUAGACAAGUGCCUGUUCAGCUGUCCUCAGUAAGUUUUAUUGGAGAGCUACCUGAAGUCAAAAGGAAAAUUAUGAUAUUGGGUUCCGAAAUAUCCGCAAAGGAAAGACUGAGUGAUCAGCAGGAAAACAUCUGGGGUCAAAGAAGCCUUGGAUAUUUCCUAGAGGAUGGAAAAGCAUUUGAUGGAGCUUGGAUUUUACCUCAUGCUUACAGUUCUGUUGUGAAAUGUGUUCUUCUCAUCCAUGCCAAAGAAGAUAAUGACCAGUUGAGGUCAACAGCUGUGGCAGCAACUAGUAAAAAUCAGUUGGUGUGGUUUGAGAAUGGAGUCCCCAAGGAUGUUUGCCAGCUUCCCUUUGAAGAACCUCAGAACAUACAGAUGGUCAACGCAGGCAGGAAUGGAUGUCUUUUUGCCAUUUCCUUCAAGCAUGGGAAUGUAUGCGCUGUUUGGAAAGAGUCUUUUCAGGUGGCGUCAUGCUGGCAGGGUGUGUGCUCCCUCCUUGUAGAUGACUUUGUUGGCUGUGGAACGGACCAGGUGCUUUUGCUGUUUGAGAGCCAUCACCCUCCAGGGGCUACAUUAACCAACUUCAUGAUCACUGACCUUGGUGACAUGAUCUACACAAGCAGAUUGGAGGACAGUGAGCAACCUGACCCAGCAGAGGCUGUCCAAGAGAACUACCUCCUCACUGUGCAAGCGUUAGAGUCCAGACUACAGAGUGGCACAGCCUCCAUCCAGGACCUUCAGAGAGACCUGGAGGAGAAGGAGCGGGUUAUUGUGCAGUCAGUCCAAGCCCUGACAGAUCUCAUCUCAGGAAGGAAGCAUGCACUGCCCAGGGCAGACCAGGAAGGCUUGGUGUCUAUGUGGGAUGAAGACAAAGAGGAGGAGGACUCGGAAGAGGAGAUGCUGAUGAUGCCGGCAGCCCCACCCUCUCUGGUGGAAAAGGUGUGGCAGAGAGUCAUAGAGGAUCAGCUGGUCGUGGGCGUGCAGCUGACUGCAGACGCAGCCUCAUCAGUAGAGAGCGUGAGUGUGUCAUUCCUGGCAGAGGCGGGCCAGGGACCGGUCCCAGCAGUCGUCCAGACACGCAGCAGAUCCUUCCAGCUUGGACAGCCCCCUCUCCCCACGCCCACCCCCCUGUCUCACCCAGAGCCGGCAGCCAAGAGGAAGAAGUGUGACCACACCAGCGGGACACGCACCGACAGUGCUCAGAGACUGACAGUGACCGCUGUCACCAAGCUGUCCCCGCUGCUGGCCUCUGCGCAUCUCAAAUGUCGAGUCACGCUCCACUCUGUCCACCUAGAUGAUGCUGCAACCCCCUGGAGGACCAGAGGUCCAGUGGCGACUCAGUGUGGAUACGUCUAUGUGGACGCUCAGGAUGUGGCCAAGGGAAAAUUCAGUCCACGCCUGCUCAAUGACUGUGCUCUUACCACAGCCGAUGCCACAGAGGACCUCCUGAGCCUUCUAGCGGUGUCAGACACGUGGUCCUUCCAGAUUAGCUGUUCAGAUCACACCCUGAGUGAUGUGUCACAGUGGCUGCUAGGACCCAUGCAGUGUGAAAGGGUAGCAGUCAGCCCGGACUAUUUCCUUUCCAAGCCAGUAAGGUCAUCGGCUGUGAUACUGUGUAAGUGGCAGAAGAGGACUCCAUUCCAGGGAGAGUUACUCAUCCACAGCAGCAGCUGGCACCGUUUGCUCCAGUUCCUGGAUUGCAUGUGUCGCAUCCUCCCUCCAUCCUACCAGAUCCAGCCCCUCAGAAAGGGAGGAGUGGAGGGCCUGACUCAGACUUUGGCAUCCGCCCUGGAGAAAGAAGCGCUGGCUCUGCGGGAGGGGGUGUCCUCUCUGCUCAGUUUGGGCAGUGGGGAGGGGCAGGAGGGUGAGGGCGGGGUGGGGGUGACCCCGGACCCUGCCCCCGUGGCCUCCGCGGAUGAACUCCAGAGGCGCAGGGCGGAGUGGGAGAGAGACGGAGAGAGGAGCAGGCGGAGGCUCAGCCCUCUGGUGGAGGUGGAGCACUAUCGCAGACUCACCGCCUCCCUGUCUCAGGUCCAGCUGGAGGGGGAUAUGGCUGCCCACUCUCUGUGGGAGGCUCAGUCUGUUCCACCUGCUUCCCACCUCCAGUCAUUUCUCCUUGCUACUCCCAAUAUUUAA
Molecule: messenger RNA, 2631 nt
Organism: Megalops cyprinoides (Indo-Pacific tarpon)
Lineage: Eukaryota; Metazoa; Chordata; Actinopteri; Elopiformes; Megalopidae
Gene: fancb
Product: FA complementation group B
Exons: 8
Coding region: 1-2631 (876 amino acids)
Biological process (GO): interstrand cross-link repair; negative regulation of double-strand break repair via homologous recombination; positive regulation of double-strand break repair via homologous recombination
Cellular component (GO): Fanconi anaemia nuclear complex
Source: RefSeq, a predicted model, not a curated record